Messenger RNA from Condylostylus longicornis, 5012 nucleotides. RefSeq lists its product as uncharacterized. Gene Ontology annotation, molecular function: DNA-binding transcription factor activity, RNA polymerase II-specific; RNA polymerase II cis-regulatory region sequence-specific DNA binding. Gene Ontology annotation, cellular component: nucleus. The coding region runs from base 836 to 1738 and encodes 300 amino acids. Lineage: Eukaryota; Metazoa; Arthropoda; Insecta; Diptera; Dolichopodidae. The record is from RefSeq and is a predicted model, not a curated record. Gene Ontology annotation, biological process: regulation of transcription by RNA polymerase II. The transcript has 3 exons.
UAAGUUAGUGAGUUAAUAUUUUAUUAUCGGAUUGCUUAUUUAUUUUUUUCAUACACAAAGAACGUACACACAUAAAUAAUUUUUUAUAGUAAAUCAUUAACAUAUUUUAUAUAACUAUGUUGUAUGACAACAUGCUGACGAUUUAUAAUCUGUUACUCAUAUUUAAAUUAUAAGAAUGCAAGUGAAAAUAAAUUUUUAUAACCCACAUUAAAAAAAAGUAAAUAAACAGAAUAUAAUUUUACUUCGUAAAUAUAAAAAUAUAUUUGUAUGCAAUAGUUUAAAAAAUAUAAUAUGUUUGCAUGUAUAGUAAAAGCUUUAAAAGAUAAUACACAGUAGAAAUGACCAUAAUACAAAGUGCCAGUUUUAUUCCUUAUAAAUAAAAAUUGUAAAUUAUUUCUCUGGGUGCAUAUAAAAGUUUUAGUGUUAAUACUUAAAAUAUAACAAAAAAAGAUACAUGCAUAUGUACAUAAUUUCUUAAAUGAUUCGGUAAAAAAUUAAGUAUCUAAGCAAAUUUUAUAUUCUAGAGAAACUAAAGCCAGUAAUUGCACACUUCAAUAUUUAAAGGAUAUACACAAACUUGUAGACGUUCGAUAUUAUUUAUCGCAUAAGGAUAUUCGUAACACGUAAUACAUAUUAUACCUAUAUGUGCUUCGCCAGAUUUUGGUAUUGAUUAAAUUUGAAAGACAAGAAAAGGAUUACAUGAAGCCAAAAACGGUAAUAAAAUUAUUCUCAUUUAAAAACAUUCAGAGUUAGUAAAAGCAGAGUUUGUGAACAGAAUGGGUUUUGUAACGGACUCUACAAAAAAUUCAAUACAACACGGUAAUAAUUACAUAUAAUGGCAAAUAUACCAAGACGACGUCUAAGUUCUGUUGGUGACUCAGCGCCUCCAUCCGAUUCUUCAGAAGGAACUGCGUCAGAGACAUGUGAUGUUAUAAAUCAAGAUUGGCCAAGGAGCAUAACAUCAGAUCCUACAUCAAAUCACCAGUUUCAACAUCAACAACAGAAGAAUUAUCAAAAUAAUAUAAAUAAUCAAAAUUUUACGACAAACUCAACAAAUAACAUGAGUAAUAUAAACAGCCAUAAGUUAAACCAUAAAGAACAAGAUGUUGAUGCUAUUAGUACAGCUAGUACUAUAUUAUCAGAAAAUGAACGUAAUCAAGUAGAAAGUUUCUUUGCCGGUUUAGGAACAGAAAUUUAUGUCAGUUCGUCAUUAGCUAAUUUAUAUGAAGGUAUUGGAAAAGACGAUUGGCGUUUAAUAUAUACUGGUAUACCGGUAUUAUUGCAUGAUAAAGGAUCAGCAAGAUCCCGCUCAAUACCACGCAUUACUCUGUGUCUAGCCGAACGUGGUUCAUGUUUUGCACUGUGGCGUGACAUUAUUGACAAUUCAUCACAAUAUCGCGCUGCAGGUCCGUCUUUUCAUACAAUGUCAUUAUCGUCAAACCUUAAUCAAGUAAUUGGUUUUAGUUUUGAUUCAUGUGAUGCUGCUCAUGAAUUAUGGAAAUGUAUUGAAAAAUUAAUUAAUGAUCCAGAGAAUAAAUUGUUAAACCAACCCGGUAGUAAAAGGAAAACUAAAAAAGAAAAGAAAUCGAAACCUGUACCAUUACCACCAAAAUCACAAAUAUCACACCCGUGUCAAUUUCAUCAUGUUACAAGUGUAACUAGAGAAGAUGCUGAGCGUUAUUUAUUACAAACAUUUGUUGCUGAUGCCGCUAGUGGGAGCAAUAAGCGUAGUCAGUAAAAAAAUCUUGUUUUAUUUUUGGAAAAUGAAAAUGUAAUAUGUAUGAAAUUUUUAUAUAUUAUAUACUUACACAUACACUAUACAUAAGAUUCUUUGUAUGAUUAAAAUUGCAACGAUAAAAUUUGUUUAGAAUUAAAAAAAAAAACGUACAUUAGUUAGAAAAAAAAACAAAACAAAAAAAUUAGUCAUGUAUGAAAAUUUUAGUUAUUAAAUUUAAAAAAUAUCACAGUUUUUAAGUUUAGUCAUUUUAAUUUUAAUAGAAAAAAAUCAUUAUGUAAUAUAAAAUAUAAAAAAUGUUAAAGCACCUAUAGUCGAAAACAACAAAAAUCGAGUUGUAAUUAUUCAAAUAAUACUUUAUAUUAUAUGCCAUUUAGUAUAAAACAAAUUUAUACAGUUAUUUGUAAUCUAAAAAUACCAUUUACAUUUUUAAUUAUACGAUUCAAUCAAUUGUUAUUUUUAUAUUUAAAAACCGAUUCAUAAAAUUAUGUACACAAGUGUAAGCUGUAAAAAAAUUUACAAUAAUAUCGAAAAAAAAUAGAUGUUUAAAAUAUCAGAAAAUUGUAUAAAGUGUAAAAACUAUUUUACUUGUAAUUAUACGUUUACACAAAAAACAAAGCGUAUUAUGUAUAUUUUAUUUUGUUCUUUAUUUUUCUAUAUACAAAUAUUUACAUAAUUUAUACACUAUACGUAUAUACUUAUAUAACAUGCAAAAAUACUUAUAUAAAACUGUUAAAACUAUUGUCAUUUGAAAUGACAUAUGCGUAUAAAUAAAACAAAACAAAAGUUAAUUUUGAUAAAAUAUUUUAUUUAAUAUGCAUUUUAAAAAUUGCAAAAUAAAAAAAACACAAAACUAAAUAAUCAAAAAGAAAUUCACUAAGUGAUUAAAUUCGAAAUGAAAAUUUAUUUAUAAAAUGUAUCAUAAUAAUUAAUUGUUGUAUCAUACUAAAAUAAUUAAAUCACAAUUUUACAAUAAAUAAAAUGAAAUGAAACGAUAAUAGACAAUGCAAGAUAAUAAAAUGAAAGAUUUUCACCUUAAUAAUCACCUAAAAUUUCAACAUAAAAGCUGGACUUAUUAUUUUUGCGUUAGUGCAUAAUAUUUUUUUUCAAAUUAAGUAACAAUUAUGUUAAAAUUUUAAAUUCAUUUACAUAGUUUAAAAAAAAAUCUAGAUAAGUAAAUUUAUGGGUGCUGAAAUUAUAGAUUAAUUUCUACUGAUUGUAGAAAGAAUUUUAUACAUAAUGUCUAAUUAAAAAUAAUGAGACGCACAUUCAAUCAAGAAUAUUUUAGGCAUAUAUUUGAAAGAAUUUAAAAUUAAGUUUCAAAACUUUAUUAUUCAUUCAAUGAUCGAGCCCAAGGCGAAUUUUUUUAUUUUGAAUUAUUAAGCUAGCUGAUUAUACUAAUUACAAAAGACUUUAUUUCACUAAGUUCUAUUGAGUAAAGGUCUGGCAUUUCUGAGAAGCAUUCAGUUGAUUCUAUUUUCAUUUUAAUUUGAAAAACUUGUAUAUAUAUGUAUAGACAGAGCAAUGUGUCUAUUAAUUUCUUGCACAAAAGGUUUUGAAAUCCUUGAAACACAGUUAAAAACUAAUUAACACAUUGGAGUUUAUUCUGAGAAGCACAUCAUGUGUAUUAUUCAUCAAAAAAUAAAUUAAUAUUAUUUUCGAUAUGAAACGAAAAUCAUAUUCUGGAUAGCGAUAUUUUAAAAAUCUGAAUAGCGAAGUAUUGGCAUUUUCAAUUUAAGUUACGAAGGAGUUUAAUGAUUUUAUUUAAAGUAAAAUUUACCCAUAAUAUGUUAAAAUGUGUUUUUAAGAUAUGAAGAUGGAUCAUUAAAACAAAUAUCUUUUUUGAAAUUAUAAUAUUUCGCCUAUUUUCAAAUUUUUCAUCACAAAAAAGUAUCAAAUCAAUAUUUUGCAACUAUAAAAAAUAGCAUAUCACUCGCAGCUCUGAGUACCAAAAUUUUAGUUAGGCGAUGACUUACAAGCAAAAAUAUUAAUUGAAAAUUCUCUUUCCUCAGAAUAAUAUGAACUAUGUAUUGAAAUUGUUUAAAUUUAAAUUGAAUAAAAUAAAAUGUUAAGUUUAUUUUACACAAAGACACAAACGUUACAAUAUUGUAAUAUAAUAAGCGUAAAAAUGAAAAAAAAAACAAACAAAAGAAAUAACACGUAAAUAAAUAAUUUGACUGUGAUAAAUAUAAUUAUGAGAAAUAAAGUAUAGAAAUGUAUGUUAUAUUUUGAAAUUUAUGUAAAAAUUUCAAUUAAAAAUUUUUUAUUCAAUUUUUAUUAUUAAAAUUAUAAUAAAUUGAUUAAAAAGAACAUGUACGUUUAUAGUUUACUAAAACACACACGUCUUUAUGUAAAACAUAUUAAAUUUAUACAAACCAAAAAAAACUUAUUAAAACUGUGCGAAUCAAAAACAUUUAGUCACACGUAGCAAUUCUUUUAAAUACAUAUGUACAUCAAAAACUUGUCUAAAUAUGUAAGAAUGUAACCAUAAAUUUACUAUUUACAUUAAUGUUCCAGUUUCAAUGAACUAAUUUUCACCACUUUCAGGAAAUUUUUUAUUAAUUUAAUUAUUUCACCCUCAAGGUAUCGAAAAUUAAAAAAAUACGAGCGUGCAUUCAUCAUAUCUACACAAAAUAAUAAAAUUAACACAAAAUAUAAAAUGUUUGUUCCACUACACAAAUAAAAAUCAAGUCUAAUAGUUUUCUCACGUAUAAGCAUUUGUACAUAUGUAUAUGUGCAUAUGUAUAUUAUAUCAGUAACUAGCAAUGUAAGAAAUCUGACUUAAUCCUUUUAGAAAGAUAUUAUGCGCACUUUAAAGUUACUAAAUUACGACAACUGAAAGCAACAAUGACUAAACCUUUAUAAGAUUAAGUUGUGAACGAAGUUAUUCUUUUGCAGCAAUAAAAACUUUUAAUAUACAUAUCUGAUUAAUUUAAAUACAUAUUUAAAAGUCUCUCGACAGAUACUCAUUUCUAAGCUUCGGAUGACUCAAAAUUCCAAGAUGUGAUCCAGCAUCUUACAAGAAUAUUACCGGAAACCAUUUAUUCGUUGUUAAUAAUAUUGAUUUAAUAGUACUAGAAAUUCUUAAUAUAUUAACAACUUUAGCAAAUAAUGUUUUUAAAAAGAUAUAAAUUGAAAUAUAGUCCACCUUUUUGGUUCAAAUGAAAUGCUUCGUCUGCUAAAUGUAAUCAGGUAGCAUGUUAAGUUAUCCAUAAAAAAAAUAUAAAAAAAAAUUUUUAACGAAAUAUUUUUUUUGACACAAUUUUAUUUUGUAAUU